Molecule: messenger RNA, 360 nt
Organism: Rotaria sp. Silwood1
Lineage: Eukaryota; Metazoa; Rotifera; Eurotatoria; Philodinida; Philodinidae
Source: the annotation of a GenBank genome assembly
AUGCCCAAAAAAGGUCCAUGUACUGAUAUAACAUGUGAUGAUGGAAUCAAAGAAUUAUAUGAGUGUCAUUGUUGUUCACGUCUUAUUUGCAUAAAUCAUUUGAUUCAACAUAUUGAAACAACAAAACAAAAUAAACGACGAUUAGAUAGUCUUCGUAAUGAAUUAAAUACAGUUGUAAAUACACUUGAACUAAUUGUUGAAGAAAAAUUAUUUACUAUUAGACGUGAACAAAAUUUGAUUGAACAAGCAAAAAAAUUUCUUGAUAUAUCAAGUACUCCAAUUGAUGAACUACAAAAUAUUUUCGAACAAAUUAAUCAAACAAUAGCAUCAAAUCGUUCAGGUAAAAACAAAAUUAGAUAA